Penicillium waksmanii is the source of this 249-nucleotide messenger RNA. RefSeq lists its product as uncharacterized. The transcript is spliced from 2 exons. NCBI's taxonomy places the organism in Eukaryota, Fungi, Ascomycota, Eurotiomycetes, Eurotiales, Aspergillaceae. The record is from RefSeq and is a predicted model, not a curated record. The coding region runs from base 1 to 249 and encodes 82 amino acids.
AUGCUCGGAUCAGACCAGACGACCGAAGUGGACAAGAUCGGGUCUUGGCCUGCGCAAAGGCUCGCUCUCUGCUUUUUCCCUCCCCCCUUGCGACUUCGCUUCGGCGGCGAGCAGAUCCUCGUGCAGAUCGACCACCGGGCGUUUCCGCCGCAGAUCACAGGCUCCAUCUCGGAGGUUUUGCAUGCCAAUCGUUGGGCGACGUUGGGCAGUCCCUCGCUACGACCAACUCUAAAUUGUCUCUUUGUGUAG